Messenger RNA from Penicillium coprophilum, 1506 nucleotides. Its product is annotated as glycoside hydrolase family 72 protein. Gene Ontology annotation, molecular function: 1,3-beta-glucanosyltransferase activity. The transcript has 7 exons. Gene Ontology annotation, biological process: fungal-type cell wall (1->3)-beta-D-glucan biosynthetic process. Gene Ontology annotation, cellular component: fungal-type cell wall; cytoplasm. The record is from RefSeq and is a predicted model, not a curated record. Lineage: Eukaryota; Fungi; Ascomycota; Eurotiomycetes; Eurotiales; Aspergillaceae. Bases 1 to 1506 code for a protein of 501 amino acids.
AUGAAGUUCUCCUUGGUGGCACUGGCAACCUUAGCCGGGGUUGCUGUUGCCGAUUUGGACCCCAUCGUUAUCAAGGGCUCCAAGUUCUUCUAUUCCAGCAAUGACACUCAGUUCUUCAUGCGUGGAGUUGCCUAUCAACAGGAAAGCACCGGUAGCAAUAGCUACACUGAUCCUCUAGCCGACCCCGUCGCUUGUGCGCGUGAUGUCCCUAUCAUGGCCAAGCUGCGCACCAAUGUGAUUCGUACCUACGCCAUCAACGCCUCGGCUGAUCACUCGGAGUGUAUGAAGCUCCUGUCGGAUGCUGGUAUUUAUGUCAUCUCCGAUCUAUCCGACCCCACAGUAUCCAUCGAUAGAAGUAAUCCUACAUGGGACACCGAACUCUUCGCCCGAUACACCAGCGUUGUCGACGAACUGGCCAAGUACAAGAACACCAUUGGUUUCUUCGCUGGAAAUGAAGUUUCCAACACCGUCUCUACCUCGGAUGCCAGCGCUUUCGUCAAGGCUGCCGUUCGUGACACCAAGAAGUACAUCAAGAAGAAGGGCUACCGUCCUAUGGGUGUUGGAUACGCUACCGCCGAUGUGUCCGAUAUCCGCGCAAACAUGGCCGACUACUUCGAUUGCGGAGAGACCGAUGAGAUUAUUGACUUCUGGGGAUACAACAUCUACUCGUGGUGUGGUGAAUCGACCUACGCGAAAUCUAAAUACCAGGAUCGUACCGAAGAGUUUGCCAACUACGGCGUCCCUGUCUUCUUCGCCGAGUACGGUUGCAACGAGGUCCAGCCCCGCGAGUUCACCGAGGUGAAGGCCCUGUAUGGCGAUACUAUGGCGGAGGUCUGGUCCGGUGGUAUUGUGUACAUGUACUUCCAGGAGGCCAACAACUACGGUCUGGUUUCCGCUGUCGAUAGCACCAGUGUCAGCACCAUGUCCGACUUCAAAUACUACUCCAGCCAGAUCGCCAAGGCCAAUCCCACUGGUGUCAACAAGGCUUCCUACACUCCUACCAACACCGCCCUGCGAAGCUGCCCUACCGUCGGAUCCAAGUGGGCCGCCGAGGCCUCCCCCUCUACCCCCUGCCGCCGAUGCCCAGCUCUGCGACUGCAUCUCUUCAGCACCGUCUGCGGCUACACCGACUGCAGCGGACUGACCGCUAAUGCCACUACCGGCGAGUACGGUGCUUACAGCAUGUGCUCGACCAAGCAGCAGCUGGCCUUUGCUCUGAACAAGUACUAUGUUGAGCAGGAUCGCUCCGCUGAUGCUUGCAAGUUCGCCGGAUCUGCAACGGUCAAGUCAGUCAUCAAGGCCACGGGUGUUUGCGCUGCCCAGAUGAAGGAGGCUGGAACUGCUGGGGUUGGCACUGUCUCUACUGAGAACACUGGCACUGCCUCGGCGACCAAAUCUAGCAGCGGUGCUAUCAGCAUGCACUCCAGCUCGUCGUUCGGGUCUUUCCAGGUGGCUGCCUACAUUGCCACCGCACUCCUGGCGGGUGUUGGAAUGAUCGCUCUGUAA